Molecule: messenger RNA, 1971 nt
Organism: Piliocolobus tephrosceles (Ugandan red Colobus)
Lineage: Eukaryota; Metazoa; Chordata; Mammalia; Primates; Cercopithecidae
Gene: NIPSNAP3A
Product: nipsnap homolog 3A
Exons: 6
Coding region: 574-1173 (199 amino acids)
Cellular component (GO): mitochondrion
Source: RefSeq, a predicted model, not a curated record
CCGCGCCGCCGCCGAGGCUCUAGCGCGAGCCCGGGAACCCUGAGACGGUGGUCCCCGGGACGCACGUGAGCAGGAGGCCGCUGCUAGGGGUAUACCCCUAGCCGGGGUCGUCUCGCGGGCAGUCGCAGUAAGAGGGCUUUUCUAGCCUGGCUGCCACAUCCACCGGGACACUCCCAUGGCGCCGCUGCUGCGUUUUUGCCGCCCAGCUACGUCGCGACUGCGGCCCAGGGAGCGCUCCCACGUUGUCACCUGGCGCUGUCGAUCCGUCGGUGGAGUUGUGGCUUUCCAAGCCUCCGCCCUCUCUAGACAUCAGCUUGAAGGAGGGGAGGGAAUUGCCAACCAGCCGCUCGCAACGGAACCGGCCGCCCCCUUUUAAAUGAAACACAACUUCCGAGCAUUUCGCAGAGACCCUUGAAAAGAGGCCCAGGGUCCCGGUGGGGCUGGACCCUGCCCGCCACCCGCGCUCCGUGUGGCCGCUCCCUCAACCAGGUGUGCUCAUCUUUUGCUACAGGACCCAGACAAUACGAUGGAACAUUCUAUGAAUUUCGUACUUAUUACCUUAAACCCUCAAAGAUGAAUGAGUUCCUGGAAAAUUUUAAGAAAAACGCUCAUCUUCGGACAGCUCACUCUGAAUUGGUUGGAUUCUGGAGCGUAGAAUUUGGGGGCAGAAUGAAUAAAGUGUUUCAUAUUUGGAAGUAUGAUAAUUUUGCUCAUCGAACUGAAGUUCGGAAAGCCUUGGCCAAAGAUAAGGAAUGGCAAGAACAAUUUCUCAUUCCAAAUUUGGCUCUCAUUGAUAAACAAGAGAGUGAGAUUACUUAUCUGGUACCAUGGUGCAAAAUAGAAAAACCUCCAAAAGAGGGAGUCUAUGAACUGGCCACUUUUCAGAUGAAACCUGGUGGGCCAGCUCUGUGGGGUGAUGCAUUUAAAAGGGCAGUUCAUGCUCACGUCAAUCUAGGCUACACAAAACUAGUUGGAGUGUUCCACACAGAGUACGGAGCACUUAACAGAGUUCAUGUUCUUUGGUGGAACGAGAGUGCAGAUAGUCGUGCAGCUGGGAGACAUAAGUCCCAUGAGGAUCCCAGAGUUGUGGCAGCUGUUCGGGAAAGUGUCAACUACCUAGUAUCUCAGCAGAAUAUGCUUCUGAUUCCUACAUCGUUUUCACCAUUGAAAUAGUUUUCUACUGAAAUACAAAACAUUUCGUUAACUGCUCUAAGAUGUGUCUGCUAAUGGUGCUUAAAUUCUCCCAAGAGGUUCUCACUUUUAUUUGAAGGAGGUGGUAAGGUAAUUUGCUAUGUUUCUUGCAUUUUGAAGGCUAUAUCUGUGCUUUGUAACUACCACUUCAAAAAAUAGUUCUGUUUACUUUCUCCAUGGUAUUUCAGUAUUUGUCAUACAUUAAAAAUACUUGUUGCUCUUUUAAGAUCUUGACUCUUCAUUUGUUUCAGAAUAUCUCUUCUACUGUAUUCUGACAACUCUUUGCUUUAUAGCAUUUUCUUGUAUUCAAAUGAUAAUGGUAAUAUUUCCAUGCUUGUGACAGCAUUUUAUAUUUAUAAAAAUAUUUUAAAUUAUUAAUAUAUUUUAUCAACCUUUCCAUCAUGUCUGUUUUCCUGUUUUUUUUUGUUUUUUGGUUUUUGUCCAGUAAAAUUUAUUUUGUAAUACCAAAUAGCAUUCAUGAAAAUUAACAUAUCUCUUUACUGUGGAAAACCACAUUGUCAUUUGUGACAUCUAUAUUAAAUACGGUUUUCACAUUAGUUAUUUGUCACUUACUUGGAAAAUGAUGCUGUUAGGUCCUAGUAUUAAAAAUCUAGAAAAGAUUGUUGGUUUAUAUGCUGAAAUGUCUUUAUUUAUAAUUAAUUUUAACUAAUAUUUACUUCAUUUUGGAUCCUGUUUAACAAAGAUACUCGAGACAUCCAUUCGUUUUAAUGAAAUCUUUACGGAUAUGGAAAUGUUUGCCCUAAUAAAAGCCUACAUAUA